AUCAGUUACAUUCAAGUUAUGUAUUUGCAGCUUUGAUAAUCAGAAACCAGAUUAAAAUCAAGUGUUCUAGUUGGCGGCUGGACUGCCAGUUCCUCAUUGAUGGCACGGAAAAACUUGAAUGCCCUGAGGAGCCCACAUCAUAACUGAGGCGAUGAAGAACAGUUAAAGCCAUAAGGUUUUUGGCCAGCAACAAAAUUGUGAUAUGUUGAAGUUAUAAGAAAUCUCAACCAAGCCAAACAUGAUGUUAGUUUCAAAGCCUCCAUUUCCAUGUACCUCAAGAAAUCAUCGCAUUUAUUAGCAAAUUUGUGAACUAAAAUGCCUCACGCAACAAUAAGACACGGAAACCAGAUACUGGAAUGCAUGGAAAUGAUGAUGCCACCAAGAACAAUCCUAUUGGUAAUCAAGGAUGACUACGCUUCCAGGAGAUACUCAAAUCAACUCUCUUCCAGUCAUAUGAAUACUUCAGAUUUCUACGUUCUACAUAUACUAGGACAGAGCUGCGACUCUAACCACUUAAGGAAAAUUAUAUCAACAUACAGAGGUCGUUUCUUACCUGUGAUACAAGCAGCAAAGAUUGAAGCUCCGCUCCUUCUAUAUGACCAUUGACCUCAUGGGUGAUGGAAGAGAGAAUUUCGUACAGGCUGUACUUAGAUUUGGAGAUAGCUGUGAUGACUUCCUUGCUGGUUUAGGGCAGAGUACAGCUCCUGGUACAAUGUUUUUGGCUAACCCCAGCCUGGAAUUGUGUUCCUCACCAUAAGCUGAUGCUGCAGGAAUAAUCUUCCAUAGACAGUGAAAAGGGUGUGAUCCCUUCCACUUGAUUUAUCACCCAAAAUCAGAGACGUAUGUUUGGUUCAUUAAAUCAUUACAUUACUAUUUAUCUUUCUUUAUAAAGUAAAAAAAGGAAAAUUAUAACAAUAAGAAUAUAGGGAGACUAGAGCGAUUAGCUAUAACAAUCUUAUUCAACAUAUUAAAGAAACUAAUUAUAAUUUG
Messenger RNA from Rubroshorea leprosula, 990 nucleotides. The record is from the annotation of a GenBank genome assembly. NCBI's taxonomy places the organism in Eukaryota, Viridiplantae, Streptophyta, Magnoliopsida, Malvales, Dipterocarpaceae.